Messenger RNA from Oncorhynchus mykiss (rainbow trout), 5972 nucleotides. Its product is annotated as forkhead box protein N3. Gene Ontology annotation, cellular component: nucleus. Gene Ontology annotation, biological process: regulation of DNA-templated transcription. The record is from RefSeq and is a predicted model, not a curated record. Gene Ontology annotation, molecular function: cis-regulatory region sequence-specific DNA binding; DNA-binding transcription factor activity. Lineage: Eukaryota; Metazoa; Chordata; Actinopteri; Salmoniformes; Salmonidae.
UCACACACAUUCUGCAUCAGGGACGAGGAAGAGCUCAAAUAACCGGAGUCCUGGAAAUGCGCCGAUGAGGACUAUGAUUUAUGACCGCACUUGGUUCGCUUUCCCCGGGCUAUCUCUCUAUAAACCUCGGUGUUUAAUUAGGGUUGAGGAAUACAAUGGAAUAUUUUAAAGGAAUUAACGCAGGAGUGGUUGUUCCAAAUACGUCUUCUAUUUGUACCUCCUGAUUCAAAGGCUAGAUCGUCAGGAGUCUAGGUGGUGGUGGUGGUGUCCAUGGGACCCGUCAUGCCUCCCAGUAAGAAGCCUGAGGCGUCUGGCAUCAGCGUGGCCAGCGCCAGCCUCUCCCACCUCUACCAGGCCAGCUCGCUGCAGGAGGCAGAGGAACUCGACCUGGCCUUCCCCGCCCCCUUGGCCCUCCCCUUGGCACCCCUCACCGACGGAGCCGCCAAGCCUGAGAAAGGCACCUCCACCCCAGGUAUGGAGGACGAGGAGUUGACCAACCUCAACUGGCUCCAUGAGAGCAAGAACCUGCUCAACAGCUUUGGAGACCCUGUCCUGCGCAGCGUCAGCCCCGUGGGUGGCGAAGGGGGUGUGGUUGGUAACCGCGGCGACAGGGACCACGACAACAUGCCGCCAUCGCCGAUAGCGGGCGGGGACCUGCCGUACGACGCCGAUCGGAACCCAAACUGUAAGCCUCCCUAUUCCUUCAGCUGCCUGAUCUUCAUGGCCAUUGAGGACGCUCCGUCAAAGAGGCUGCCGGUGAAGGAGAUAUACACCUGGAUCCUAGAACACUUCUCCUACUUUGCCAAUGCUCCCACAGGCUGGAAGAACUCUGUCAGGCACAACCUGUCCCUCAAUAAGUGCUUCAAGAAGGUUGACAAGGACAGGAGCCAGAGCAUUGGGAAGGGGUCCUUAUGGUGUAUAGAUCCUGAGUACAGGCAGAAUUUGAUUCAGGCUUUGAAAAAGACACCUUACCACCCUCACGCCCAGGUCUUCUCAACGCCACCCACCUCUCCUCAGGCAUAUCAGAGCAUGUCCAGUCCUCCUCUAUGGCCAGGGAGUCCCUUCUUCAGAAGAAACGGAGGAGUCCUCCUACAAGUCCCCCAGGGAGUGAUCCAGAACGGAGCCAGAAUGAUGAGUCAUGGGCUGUACACGGGAAUACGACCACUACCCAUCAAUCCCAUAGGGAUCAGAAUAGCUGAUGACAGGUCAGUGCUGUCCGGAGGCUGUCGGAAGCGUAGCGACAGCAAUCCCCCCUGUGACUCCCCAUUGGUCAGCAGCGACCCCAAGGAAGACCACACCUACAGCACCAACCAAUCGGAUGACGGCAGCGACUACACCAGCGACUCCAGUCUCCGCCCCAUUGCCCGUGACGUCGCCAACGAUUCAGACUUUGAAUACGAGGACGACGAAGACGACAAGAGCAAGAUCCAGCUGGAGAUCAAGAAGGAGGAGCCGCGCGAUUGGCCUAUAGACACGUUAGACUCCACCCCUUCCAGCCAGCAGCACAACAAGAAGCGGCAUCACUUCCUGAAAGCCAAGCAGCGGAUGGGCGUGGCUAGCGACACCCUCCCGCUAAAAAAACGGCGCGCAGAAAAGCCGCCAGAGAGUGAUGACGAGGAGAUGAAGGAGGCGGCGGGUUCGCUGCUCCACUUGGCUGGCGUCCGGGCCUGCUUGAACAAUAUCACCAACAGAACCGCCAAGGGCCAGAAAGAACAGAAAGAACCCACAAAAAACUGACCACAGAAAGACAGAGAGAGAGAGACAGAGAGACACAGAGAGACAGAGAGACAGAGAGACACAGAGAGACAGAGACACACAGAGAGAGAGAGAGACACAGAGAGAGAGACACAGAGAGAGAGAGAGAGAGAGAGAGAGAGAGAGAGAGAGAGAGAGAGAGAGAGAGAGAGAGAGAGAGAGAGAGAGAGAAACAUCACUUUUAAUAUAGAAAUGUACACUUUCUUUUUUCCAGGACAUCAGGUGAAUUCUGAAAGAUUUGUGGCAAUAUCAAAAACAAUCACUUUGUUUUCCUAUCUUUAAAGUUAAUGUUUUUGAAGGUUGCAAAAAAUAUGUUUUUUUAUUUGUUUUGUUUGUUUUUUAUUUGUUUAAAGGAUAUUAAAGCCAUAGACAAAACGUUUUCUGAUAUUCAGCUAAGUUAGCAGGGUUCUGUUGGCUGAAAAUAACAAAAAAUGACCUUUUUGGAAAACUGCCCCAUCCAUGGAUCGGCUUGGUUGUAUGAAUAGAGUAGGGGAUCAAAUUGUUACUCUUCUCAAAAUGUACCCAGUCCCAAACUAUUACCCUUUACAGGCUCAUCAGACGCAGCUAACACUACAUAAUACAUUUCAGCAGGCUCAUACACUUGUUAUUUCUGUGGAUUUUCCUGGUACAAAGUUCUUAUGGGGUGCUUAUCACUGACUAUUUUGUUUUUACAGUGAUAUAGAUCAUUAAAAUAAUAAUAAAGUAAUAAAGUAAGUGUUCAGGGUCAGAUCUUAACUUGAGAUAGAUUGAUGUCUAAGGCCUGCAUAUUCCUGUUAGGAUGUGACCAUAUACUUCAAUGUGUCACAAUAAACAAGCACAAAUACACAUGCUAUACUGGCUAAAGCAAUGUUAUAUUAGUCAACUAGUUCACUGAAGUAAUACAGGUAUAUGCUGAAGUAAUACAGGUAUAUGCUGAAGUAAUACAGGCAUAUCCCAUUUGUUCGGCAUCAGACUUUCGAAAACAAUGGUGCUAAUAUGUCGGAUAUUUAAAAAUAUAUAUUUAAAACCUAGUUUUCCAAACUCUGUCUUGUCUGUGUGCGAAGCAGCUUCCCCAGAUAUUUCUUUGACAUUAAAUUAUGUGAUGCUGUUAGCUUAGUGACCAUUAGCCUAGCUAAGCUCAUAGAAAAUAUACUCAUCAGUUAUCCUAGCCUAACUAAGCUCAUAGAAAAGACACUCGGUAGCCAGUUUUUGUAUGUCCUUCCUUUGUCGUGUCAGUGUUGAAACAGUGCCAUAUAGGUAUUGGUCAGCCCACUGAUGAUGGUAGCACUUCCUUAGCUAACUAUCUUUCUGACUGCUAAUCACAUUUACCCACUGGCACUAGCUAGCAUGCCAAGGCAGAGGGGACAGUGUUGUUUUCCCCUUAAAGGUUGACUGUAGGACUGUAGUGAGGUGAAGUUCGCUGGUACAAGUGGGAUGAAGGAAGGGUUUGUUUUUUUCCUGACGUUGUCUUCUCUAAAUGUAAGUUAAUUGAGUUUGGUAAAAGCCAUAAACUAAUAGUCUGGCUAGCGCUUAUCAGAGAGGAAAAUAACUGAAAACAUGUUGAGAGAACCUCAAAAUUGCCUGUGUCCUUUUAUGAAAGCAAUCGACAAGAAUAACUGAGUUUUACUCCAGUGAUAUAGUGAUAUUCUCCCCGUGUCACAAACACCUGAACACCUUGAUGUGUUGGAUGGGAAAUGAUGCUGUGAAACCUGCCAUGUGAUUUCAUGUGAGAAGAACAGUCAUAUGACUGUGGAGCUGUUUAUUUUAGUGUUUGUUUGUGUUUACUAACCUACCCUCAUGACGUAAUAAAGCAAUUUCAUCCAGUCAGGAUAGCACUGUAUAAAAAGUUAAACUAGAGUUGUAGAUUUUUUUCUAAGUUUAAGCAAUGUAGCCAGCAUGAUUUUUUUCCCAAAUCGUGUUGUAAUGGUUCUGUAAAGAAAAAGAUACAAACAUGUUUAUAUUCAGACAAAGAUCAUGUUUGGUAAAUAAUGUAUUUAGCAUGAAGCAUGAAUUAUUUUCAUAUAAGUAUCCUAGCGAACAAAAAGGUUCUGCCUGGAAGUUCUGCGCCCAUAGGUGUGGAAUCCUUCUCUGUUGUUUUGUCUUGUCUUUUUGAUUUGAUGGUUCCUUUCUUGUCAUCUUCACUCAACCUUGUUUUAACUUGGGCUUUGAUACAGUAAGACAAACUUAUUCAGGGACAAAAAGCUGGUCUGUUGGGUAAAUCUCUGUCUGCGAUAUGAUGGUACCUCUCUCCUCCCGUUGGUAGAUGGCGACUUCCUUCAUCCCAUAGUGGAUAAAACUACCAUGUCCCACUAGAUGGCCAUGUUAGAAAGGGACACAACUGACAAAAUGGUCAGAUCUUCGUGGCAUGAAUUUGAGUUAUUUCUGCGUUAAAAGGACCAAACGUCCUCUGUCUUCUCCAGCAUGGCCGUAUAGUGACCCCUGUGUCUGAUGGGUUCUCCCUGACAGGUGAAUGUUGAAGCCCGUGUGAUUAAAGAUGAGGUUGGAUGGUAGUGAGUGUCGGCCGUCUGUUCUCUCACCCUUCCUUCUCUGUGUCUGUUCUUCCAUCGCUUCUUUAUUUUCUAAGGUUUUAGACGUCGUUGAUGUUUCAAUGUCUUCCUUUUAUUUUUUGUUUUUUUUGUUUAUGAAACAGGAGUUUACCAAAGUGUUUUUGGGUUGUUAUUUUAUGUGUCCGGCUGUGUUGUUGUCCUUUCUACUCUUGUAGCUCUUCAGGUCUUUGUUGUCAGUAUUAAGCAGGCUACUAUAGACUCGUUGGACAGGUAAUAACUUGAAGGAAACUCACAAAAUAAGACGGCUAGAUAAAUACAAACUACAUAGUGCGUAUUUUUACAUUAUCUCACCAGAUUGCACUAAGAUAUUAAAUGAAAGAUUAAUUUCAGUGCCAAAGGCUUUAAUAAUUCCUUAUCUACCUGAAAUAGAGUACAAACAUAUGUGAACACGUCAAACGCUGCCAGUGUGCUGUUGCAUUUCUGUCAGAUGGGUCGUCGUACUGUCCUAGUCCUUGUUCUUGGAACCUACCACACUACUCGCUGUGCAUUGGCUCCUUGGAAUGGAUUCCAUUUUGUGUGGCCUUUUUAGUUGAAUAUAACACCCAUUAUCCCAUAAUACACUCCAUUUGACCAGAGCUAACUAACCCGAUGAGGCUCUGGUCAAAGUAGUGCACUAUAUGGACAAUAGGGUAUCAGUUGAGACAUCCCUUAUUUUCCCUUCAUUACGUUGAGGUGAUGUGUAAAUGUGUCUUCCACUGAUAAUAUAUUACUAAAGAUACGUUAUCGUUUGUGGGAUACUGCCUGUCUAAAGUCUAACACUCACUAGAUAACUCUUCCUCCAAUCACAAUCCUUCAGGUGCCACAACGUAUGAAGUGUUCUGGAAAAAACAUUUCAUAUGAAUUAUUAUCAAUGAACUGUCAAUACUAGCCAGGCAAAUAGUGAUGUAUCUAUUGAUGAGUUUAAAAAAAGUGUUUAUUUGUUUUAUCAUGUUUUUUGAUUGUUUUAUAUCUAUUUUUCUUCCAUAUUUAUUGUUUGGAGGGGUUUUAUGAGAAGAAAGGAGAAGAAAGCUCAAUGGAUUGCCGGGUACUUAUUUGCGGUACAUUUUUCACAUGGUCGUCAUGGAAACUGCAUGGUACUUUAUCUCACUUACGUCAAUAAAUUUUGAUAGAAUCAGCAACUGCUGGGUUUUAAGAGAUCCUUAUUGGUGCUUAGUUUUCAACUAAUAACUUAAACAACACAGAGCAAUUUGUGGUUACAAAUAUUGAGUGACUUUUAUUACCACUGUUGUUGUUUAACAAAGGAACAAUACACCAAAAAGUCCCCAUGUAGUUUCUAUGUAAAUAAGAGGCAGGUAGUGUUCUGUAAAAACAUGCUACUGAUCAUUUCUGUGUCCUGUUUCUGAACCCCGUAGUCUUGAUGGCAUGACCUUCCAGCUGAUCUGGUAAUAUGGAGUCCUCCGUAGGUGCGUUCUGUAUUUCAUUGACGUGUAUUCAUAUUGCCAAAGACAAACUACUUCAUCAAUUCAUGUAAAUAUCACCGUGUCCGUUACUAUGACGAAAGUAUGUUUUUAUGUUUGUGUUUUAGUUCCCCCCCCCCCCCCCCCCAAAAAAAAAAUGUGCCAUAAGGUUUCUGUGCUGUAUUGUCUUCCAGUUUAAAUGAAAACAGUUACUCCUGUGGUCAGGUUCCUUCAAUAAGCCUUUAAUAAAUCUUUAUGUAUUUGAACUUUCAAA